Molecule: messenger RNA, 1569 nt
Organism: Cotesia congregata
Lineage: Eukaryota; Metazoa; Arthropoda; Insecta; Hymenoptera; Braconidae
Source: the annotation of a GenBank genome assembly
AUGGCUGAGAAAAAAAAAAUGCGCGAGGGAAAAUACCCAGGCAGAGCUCCAGUGGACAAAAAAGUUCUAAAAAAAUAUUACCGAGGAACCGGAGUGGAAGUGCGCCGCAGUAAAACCAAGAUAAAAAACAAGUACAACAUAGCUCGUUUAAAAAAACGAGAAAAGCUGAUCGAGAAAACACUCGAGGACACCGCAAGAGCCGAGUUGCUUCUAACAGAAUCCGGAGGAUACUUAGAAACAGAUGCUGGAGAAACUACGACCCAGUUCCGCCAGACAGAUAUCGCGGCAAACGUCGACAUAACUUCCGCGGCGAAGUUUUUCGACCUGGACCUAGCCUUUGGCCCCUAUUACCCGAAGUACACUCGGAACGGCAGGCAUUUACUUCUAGGUGGUAAGAUGGGGCACGUUGCCGCCUUCGACUGGGUCACGAAGAAACUUUCAUGCGAAAUGAAUGUCAUGGAAUCUGUUCAUGACGUAACUUGGUUCCACCAGGAAACGAUGUUCGCAGUUGCUCAGAAAGAGUGGGUCUACGUGUACGACAACCAAGGGAUAGAAAUUCACUGUUUAAAAAGAAUGAACAGAGCAACUAAGCUGGAAUUUUUGCCGUAUCACUUUCUUCUUUGCAGCGGGUCCAGUGACGGUAAUCUAGCUUGGGUCGACGUGUCCACCGGAGAAUUAUUGAAGCGUUACAAUACUCAAGUCGGAAAGAUCCGAGUUAUGACCCAGAACCCGACAAACGCCCUCCUAUUAAUUGGGAAUUCCAAGGGAGUGGUGUCGAUGUGGUCGCCGAACCUCCAAGAGCCUCUGGUGCGGAUGCUGUGUCACAGACAGGCCAUCAGUGCUUGCACUGUCCAUCCUUACGGGACUUACAUGGCGACUAGUUGUCCAGAUCGCUCGCUAAAAAUCUGGGACGCGCGUCAGUUGACUGGUCCGGUUCAUAACAUCAUGCUGAGGUCUCCAGCGGACAAUGUGGCGUACAGUCAAAAGGGAAUGCUCGCUGUGUCGACUGGCAACGUCGUUGAGGUCUUUAAAGAAAGUGGCGCUGAUAUGAAGCGUUAUUUAAGCCACAGGUCCUCCUGGAAUGUGUCAGGAAUGCAAUUCUGCCCGUUCGAGGACGUUCUUGGUGUUGGCAGUGAGAAGAAGUUCACUUCUCUUUUGAUACCCGGCUCUGCAGAGGCGAACUUUGACGCUCUGGAGAUCAAUCCCUUCCAAACUAAGUCUCAGAGAAAUGAAAGAGAGGUCAAGAGUUUGCUUGAUAAAAUUCAGCCGGAAUUUAUUACUCUCAAUCCGGAAGCUAUUGCGGAGGUUGAUGUUUCUAAGUUGAAGGAAAAAGUUGACGCCAAGAACAAGCUGCCGUUUGUCAAGCCCAAGAAUAUUGAUUUUAAACCUCGAGAGACUAAGGCUAAAGGAAAGGGAGGCACUGCCAAAGUUGUCAAGACUAAGAAGAUUCUCAAGGAACUGGAGAAACGCAAGGAGAUUGAAAGUUUGCCUACUAUUAAGAAAACUAAGGUUGACAAAAAAGUGAAGAAAAAUUAUGGACAGGCUCUUAAUAGGUUUUUACCUAAAUAA